This is a messenger RNA of Puccinia graminis f. sp. tritici CRL 75-36-700-3, 941 nucleotides long. RefSeq lists its product as uncharacterized. Lineage: Eukaryota; Fungi; Basidiomycota; Pucciniomycetes; Pucciniales; Pucciniaceae. Gene Ontology annotation, molecular function: protein N-terminal-serine acetyltransferase activity; histone H2A acetyltransferase activity; histone H4 acetyltransferase activity. Bases 304 to 792 code for a protein of 162 amino acids. The transcript has 7 exons. Gene Ontology annotation, cellular component: nucleus. The record is from RefSeq and is a predicted model, not a curated record.
CAACCAGACGGCGAUCGCCAGCCGCAGACGAAGAAUACAUCAGACCAAGCUCCCCCAGUGGAUAGCCACGAACUCGAUCACAGGCUAUAACAGACAGCAUCACGGAGCUCUCUCGGAUGUUGGACCCGGUAGAAUUGGCACAUCGAACAGGCUUCAGCUCGCUCGAUCGCACGAAAGAUCCAGGAAGCCGAGCCUGAUUUCCAGGUCUCGGUAGCUGACUCCAGAUGGCGAAUUCAGAUCAAAAGAUCUGAAGAGUUGGCAGUCGAACUCAAGAAACAAUGCUUCGAAAUAUUCGAAUCUAACAUGAAACAGAUUUAUUUGAAGAGCACAGACGGCUAUAAACCGAAAGCAAAGAAGAGAGAGUUAUUCCACCCGCAUUCUCGGUUUCUAUUAGCUUCAGGAGCUCAUGAGCAGGAUGACGGAUCGGAGGCCCCCAUCGCAGGCUUUCUGAUGUGGAGAUUCGACUUCGAAGAGUGCUUUAGCACAGAAGAAGGCCAGAUUGAAGUCGUGUAUUGUUAUGAGAUCCAGCUGAAGCCUGAGACCAGGGGCAAGGGGCUGGGAAAAGGCUUGAUGGAGAUUCUCGAACGGAUCGGCGCCAGUUGGCAGAUGAAGAAACUCAUGCUCACUGUCCAAAUCGAAAAUGCGAAAGCCAUCAAUUUCUAUCGCUCCUUGAACUUCCUCCCUGAUGAGAUUUCUCCCUCACAAAUAGUCGAUCAGCCUGAAGGAGAAGCGAAAGCAGACUACGAAAUCUUGUCAAAAGCUUUGCAACCUUCUCUUUCAACCCAAACAUAAUUCCAUCUUUACUAUCUGAUGGGGCAUGUUGUACUUGACAUAGUGAUCAAAAAAAAUAAUCCCAAGUUCAAGCUUGUUUGAUGAGCUAGAUUAUAGAUAUAUAUGUAAUGGUACUAGGUUAUUUCCACAUCUCCACAUGCAGGAAGGUC